UUUACCAUUUCAGUUUCACUCAGACCCGGCCUGAAAUCGCGCGUGUCCACACGCCGAUACUCGAGCCGCAGCUCUUCGUCUUUGAAUUAAAACCGACAAUUUCCCAGAUCUCCGCGCCUCGUCUUGUAAUACAAAUUUCGUUCGACGAAACCUUGGGACUAAGUGAUUUUUGCAUUCUGCCGGCUAUCCAAAUAACACCCGAUCGUGUUAAUUGUGUCACGUUUCGUCGGCGAAAGAAAUUGUUUAUCUUUCAAUCGCUGCUAACACCGGUGACGACGAAAGAGAGAGGCUGAUCAUACAUAAAGUGUACAUAAAGUCAAAUUGAAAUACAAGGGAAAAUGGGAUACGGCACGGAAAUGGACAGCUGCGGCCGUUGUAUGAAGUAUUCGUUGUUCUUUGUGAACUUGAUAAUCUUCAUCGGUGGUCUCGCGGUAGUUGGAUUAGCAACGUGGGCCCUGUUGGACAAAGUACCAUGGAUAGGUGAAUUAGUAGGGAACGAUUUGCUAACAGGUGCCACUUACGUUCUAUUGGCCGGUGGUGUCGUUGUCAUCAUAAUAUCGUUCUUUGGUUGUAUCGGUGCAUCUCGAGAAGUCAAAUGCAUGCUUCUCACGUACUUCAUCAUCGUGUUCCUUCUGUUCGUGACCAUGUUAAUUGGCGGAGUCCUCGCAUACGUGUUCCGCGAAAAACUAGUGAACACGCUUGAGAGGGAAAUGUCGAGUUCGAUGAGAGUUUACGAUUCUCGUAAAUCAGUCAGAGAGGCUUGGGAUACGACGCAGUCGACGCUCCACUGCUGUGGAGUAAACGGCUGGAGGGAUUGGGGAAUUCAGGGACUCAACGUGCCGGAGAGUUGCUGCCGCGAGAUUCAACCUGGCCAGCGAUUCAACUGCAACGCUGGACCAGACACAGUGAACCCUUCGAAUGCCUAUCUUGUUGGUUGCAUCAAUGGAACGCAGAUUUACAUGCAAAAGCACGCGACAAUCAUGGGUGGCGCCGGUAUUGCAGUCGCGUGCUUGAUGUUCUUCGGUAUGAUAUUCUCGUGCGUUCUCUUCAAGAUGAUAGAAUGACGAGAGAGCGGUGUGCUUUAAAACACAGCUUCGUUCUUCGUGUCAGGCUAACGAAGAGGAAGAAGUGGAUGUCAGCCGUCCUCGAGCGACUCAUGAAUUCAUAAUCAACGUCAUCGUCAUUGAGUGUACCUAAGCUGAAGUACGAGAAUCAAAAUGCAUCUUCACGCGCAUCUUUCCAAUGUA
Molecule: messenger RNA, 1247 nt
Organism: Frieseomelitta varia
Lineage: Eukaryota; Metazoa; Arthropoda; Insecta; Hymenoptera; Apidae
Gene: Tsp74F
Product: CD151 antigen
Exons: 7
Coding region: 339-1064 (241 amino acids)
Cellular component (GO): membrane
Source: RefSeq, a predicted model, not a curated record